CCCGCAUCCUCCCGCCGCACCGACCCCCCCGGGCCCCCCAUGGGGAACAGAGGACGGCUCCGUAGAUCCCGCCGAGCUCCCGCCUGGACCAAGAGGACGGGCCGAGCGAGAAGUUUCGGAGGAGGACAAAAGCGGCCCCGGUUCCUUGGGCAGUGUUUGUGUGGGCACUAAGCUCGUGGCACCGUCAUUCCCUGGGCCGGGAUGGGUGAAUCCAAGGCGUUGGAGGUUCCCCAAGUGACCAGCCACAAUGAGAGCUCCGGCCCUCGCCUGAUCCCUUUCCUGCUGAUAAAAAUGAUCAACAAGUCUCGAGGGAAGAUACUCGGGGUGCUGGCGCUGUUUCUGGUGAUGGUUUGGUACUCGAUCUACCGGGAAGACAGGUACACACAGCUCUUUUAUUUCCCUGUGCAAGAAAACAACAAGACAACGUGUCCUCUUGGGGAGCUGGAAAAAAAAGCGGCGCAGCUCAUCAGGAACUACACCAGGGACCACCCACUCUUCUUGCAGCUGAAGGACUAUUUUUGGGUGAAGACGCCGUCGCUCUACGAGCUGCCCUACGGCACCAAGGGAAGUGAAGACGUCCUCCUGCGCUUGCUGUCCAUCACCCACUACUCCGUGCCUGAGAGCAUUCAGAGCCUGAAGUGCCGGAAGUGUGUCGUGGUGGGCAACGGCCACCGGCUCCGCAACAGCUCCAUGGGGGACACCAUCAACAGCUACGAUGUGGUGAUCAGGCUGAACAACGCCCCGGUCCACGGUUAUGAGCAGGACGUGGGCUCCAAGACCACCAUGCGCCUCUUCUACCCGGAGUCAGCCCACUUCGACCCCCGGACCGAGAACAACCCCGACACGCUGCUGGUGCUCGUGCCCUUCAAGCCCAUGGACUUCCAGUGGAUGGAGGCCAUCCUUAACGACAAGAAGAGGGUUCGGAAUGGGUUUUGGAAACAGCCGCCGUUGAUCUGGAACGCCGACCUGGAGCAAGUGCGCAUCCUCAAUCCCUACUACAUGGAAGUAACUGCUGCUAAACUGCUCAACCUCCCCUUGAAGCAACCACGGAAGAUCAAACAGAAGCCCACCACAGGGCUGCUGGCCAUCACCUUGGCACUGCACUUCUGUGACCUGGUGCACAUCGCGGGCUUCGGCUACCCCGAUUCGACCAACAAGAAGCAAACCAUCCACUACUACGAACAGAUCACGCUCAAGUCCAUGGCCGGGUCGGAGCACAACGUGUCACACGAGGCCGUGGCCAUCAAGCGGAUGCUGGAGCUGGGACUCGUCAGGAACCUCACCUACUUCUGAGGGCGGCGGGGCUGCGCAGGGACACCGCUCCCAGGGCGAGGAGACACCGUCCCCUUCAGCGAGGGGAGACACGGCGCCGGCGUGGCCGGAGUGACCGAGGGCACGGCAUCCUUGUCACCGCCGCCACCGCGCCCUGGGACUCCUGGGGCAGGGCUGGGGCUGGGGGCCGCGCUGGACCGCGGGUGCCCAGGGCGGGCCAGCUCUCGGGGGGCGCAGGGAGCCCGGCGGGGCCGCGGCCCAGCGCCUUUUCUACUGACGCACUGAAGCUACCGAGGAUUUGGAGGGGGUUUUUGGGGUCCAGGAUCCUCCCUCCCAGCGGGCCUGAGGGGGUGAGUCAGGGCAGGAGUCCUAGUCCUGGAUAUUCUCUUUCCCUUAAUUCCCUCACGCACUGACGAGGGCCCUGCUGAGGGGCUGAUUUUGGGGGUCUUGACCCCUCCCCGCCCAGGGAAUGGGAGCCUUUGGAGGCUGAUGUUGCCUUCUCCCUGCCCUGGACCUCUCCCCAAAUAUUUAAUUCCUCCCCCCCCUUUUUUUUUUUUUUUUUUUAAUUUCCUUUUUUACUUAGCGGCCCUGUCCUGUGCCUUAGCGCUGGCGUAGGGACUCGUCCCCACAGCCCCCCUGGGUGGGGGCACCCUGGGGUGCUUGGCUUCGGGGUCUUGGCCAGGGCCCUUUGGUGGUGCAGAUUAAUUUAAUUAAUUUAAAUGCUUAUUUAUGGUGGAGCCUUCACCCAGGGCCCGCGUACCACUGGCGUCAGGGACAAGAGGCCUUGGGCGGGCUGUGCUCGGCUCCAGGGGUGGGCAUUUGGGAUGUCCCCCCACCACGGAGGGGUUGACUGGUGCCUUCUCCCCACUGGGGUGGGGUCCCCUGUGCCCCCGUGGGGCUGCAGGUGUUGGGGGGACCCACGGACGGGGGUGUUGGGGCUCAUGCUGGCACCCAAUAAAGUCCUGGUGAGGCUGGGA
This is a messenger RNA of Hirundo rustica (Barn swallow), 2249 nucleotides long. RefSeq names its product ST3 beta-galactoside alpha-2,3-sialyltransferase 4 (gene ST3GAL4). Lineage: Eukaryota; Metazoa; Chordata; Aves; Passeriformes; Hirundinidae. Gene Ontology annotation, biological process: glycolipid biosynthetic process. Bases 202 to 1293 code for a protein of 363 amino acids. Gene Ontology annotation, molecular function: sialyltransferase activity. The transcript is spliced from 13 exons. The record is from RefSeq and is a predicted model, not a curated record.